This is a messenger RNA of Guillardia theta CCMP2712, 615 nucleotides long. RefSeq lists its product as hypothetical. The record is from RefSeq and is a predicted model, not a curated record. The annotation marks the transcript as partial. The transcript is spliced from 2 exons. NCBI's taxonomy places the organism in Eukaryota, Cryptophyceae, Pyrenomonadales, Geminigeraceae.
AUCUGCAACGCCCGGGGGGAGUGCAACUAUCAGACGGCUAUCUGUGCCUGCAACAACGGCUGGCAGGGUCAGAACUGCACCGCUGAGUGCCCUGGGGGCGAAGCCUCGCCGUGCUCAAGGCAGGGCGACUGCAUGCCGUCGGGGGUAAACGGAGCUGUUUGCGCGUGCUACCCGGGCUUCCGGGGAGGCGAUUGCUCGAUCGAGUGCAUCGGAGGAAGCAGCUCUCCUUGCCUGAACCAUGGCUUCUGCGAGGCCGACGGGUCGUGCUCCUGUUACGGAGGAUGGCGAGGUGCUGACUGCAGCAUCGCUUGCCCUGGCGGCAGCGUGACUCCAUGCAACGGACAUGGUCUCUGCGAGGCCAGGCUCGACUCCAACAUUGCCAAGUGCAUCUGCAACAACGGUUUCCGUGGGGACAACUGUAUGAUAGAGUGCAAGGGAGGGUCGUCCAACCCUUGCUCGGGGCACGGGACAUGUGGAGCCGAUGGCUCCUGCACCUGCACUCUAGGAUGGACAGGCUCUGCAUGCGAGAACGCCUGUCCAGGUCAAGAUCUCCCGUGCUCAGGGCAUGGGACUUGUGUAGGGAUUAAUGUCACUGGCUGCUCCGUGGGGUGCUAU